This is a messenger RNA of Pseudo-nitzschia multistriata, 1921 nucleotides long. NCBI's taxonomy places the organism in Eukaryota, Bacillariophyta, Bacillariophyceae, Bacillariales, Bacillariaceae. The record is from the annotation of a GenBank genome assembly.
GCGAAAGAAAAGCGCACAAAAGUAGCUGUUGGGGAAAAUUCAUGCCGCGACGAACUAGUUCAACCGAGGCACAUAUAGGUUCUGCAUCUCAAUAUGCAUCACAUGCCGACAAGAAUUCGCUUUCGCAACGUCCUGGUUGGAAUAAUAGUUAUUCUUGGGCUACCAUCGGGUCCAGAAGCCUUCAAUACUAUAUCUAGUCAUGUUGUGUUAUCAAGAAUAAGAGUGACUCCAGCCACAACCACAACUUCAAAGACAAAGGGAAAGAUCAGUCAUGCAAAAAUUAUAACGGCUGCUUUUGCUGACAAAAACAAUAAUUGGGAGAUGAACCGUCGGAGUGACGACUACAAUGUCAUCGAGAAAAUAGCAUUGAGACCGACUCGAUUGUCCUUGCUGGCAAUCACUUUUUUGCUUGCAUUCAGAAAGUUUCUCACAGUUUCUGGCUUCCAUGCGCGAUUGGGACAAUCUCUUGUGACACUCAAAAAAGUGUGGACCCCGGGAAUUGCUGUUACUCUUUUCCGACUGGUAAAGCAGUAUUCUAGCUCCUUGUCCGCACGAUAUAUGGACUUGUUAGCUUGCUCUCCGCUGUGGACAAAAACCGUGACUACCUCGGUGCUAGCGGUUGCGGGCGAUUCGAUCGCCCAGUAUAUUGAGACUCACAAGUUCAGCCCGUCGGUUGUGGAAGGAGACGAAGGCUUCGGCAAAACCAAGGAUGUUGCAGUUUCGGCGUUUUCCGUAGGAUCCCCAUUCUCCUGGUUGAAAGACUAUGAUAGACGGAGGGGAAUUUCGAUUCUAGGAGAAAACAUGCUGAUAUCGGGGCCACUUCUGCACUUUUCCUACAACUUCAUGGAACAGUUGAUUCCCACCAAUGGAGGUGGAAAGUCGGCCUUUCUUGCUGCUUUGUCACAUUCCCUUAUAGACAAUUUUAUCCUCGACACAAUAUUCCUGGCCAUCAUGUUUGUCACCACUGGGAUUGCGGAAGGUUACGUUCAAGAAAUAAUACCACAGUUCAAGAAGGAUUUUUUUCCGACGUUACGGACGGGUUGGAUAGCGGGAAUAUGUUUGCUUCCGGUCCAGUUCCUAAUAUUUCGUUUCCUUCCGCUCAGUCUUCGGGUGUUAGGUGUGAACAUUAUCGACAUGUUUUGGGGUGCAUAUGUCAGCUACAUGGUCCACAGAAGGCGGCAGAAACCACAGCAGUGAGUAAAUGAGAGAAUUCCAAUGCCAUCAUGAAGGGCCACCGAUUUAGAUGAGUAGUUUCGUAAUCAUAAUCACACUUCUUUUGGUACUAUUCUGUUUUUGCAGCAAACGCAACAGACGGCCAAAUAUCAACUAAUAAUCACCAACAAAAAAGGAGAGAGAUAUCUGUAAUUUAUUUACGUUUCGACUAUGAAUCAAUCUCUGUUGAGAGGCCGGUUUGGUUCAUCGAACAUAUCCAGCUGCUACGACUUUAUAUCAAUAACCCCGUCAGUAUUAGCAUCUAUUCCCAUUUCAAUCCUCUCGUUGGAUUUCAAUUUCCCCCUUUCGAAAGCAACGGAUUCAUUCGCGUCUCCAUUCUUUCCUGCCAUUUUAUUGCUAGUGUCCACCGUCUGAAAGUCAGAAGAGCUUGAGUCCUCGGCGAUCAUCUGAGGUGAUGGUGUGUCAGAGAAAUCUCCCGGUGCUAAAGUAGAAUCAAAACCUAUUGACACCUCCCCGUGUGAUCUCGAUCUGUCUCUGCUAACUGAAUCGAUUGAGACAUUUUUCGAUCCUGAUUUUCUUCUGCGUCGAUAGGGGCCUAAAUCAGCACUACCGUCCACUCCCGAUCUCUUAUCAUGCACGUUCGGCAUCGAAGACCUCAUGGACGAUCUCAUUGCUCUUUUCACUGUUGAUGUAGUGUCUUCCCCGAUGUAAAUUCGGCGCAUCUUUGGCAUAAAAAUCAAUGCCAGGA